Molecule: messenger RNA, 585 nt
Organism: Prunus armeniaca (apricot)
Lineage: Eukaryota; Viridiplantae; Streptophyta; Magnoliopsida; Rosales; Rosaceae
Source: the annotation of a GenBank genome assembly
AUGCGCCACGACUCUGCUGAAUAUGUCAAAAGAUGUGAUCGUUGCCAACGAUACAAGCCGAUCCCUAAUCUGCCUGCCGAAGUUUACCAUCCGCAAAACAGUCCAUUCAUGCAAUGGGCCAUCGACUUAGUGGGUCCCUUGCCACCGGCGCCUGCCAAGAAAGAAAUGAUGAUCGUCGCCACCGACUACUUUACUAAAUGGAUCGAGGCCGAAGCUCUAUCCUCUACUAAAGAAGCCGAUGUGGACGUCCUUCGGGAGACGCAGGGCAACGACCAGAAGUGUCCUUUGGGAGACGCAGCCCAUAAAAAGCGUCCUAAGGGAGACGCAGGGUGCGCCAGGAAUUUCCUAAGGGAGGAGCGUCCUAAGGGAGACGCAGGGCGACGACUAAAAGCGUCCGUUUGGAGACGCAGCCCACUAAAAAAGCGUCCUAAGGGAGACGCAGGGUGCGCCAGGAAUUUCUUAAAAGGAGGUCUCCAUGCCUCCUGCGGGAAGUAUCCAGGUUCCUAUCCGUUUCCUAAGGGAGGCAGGAUAGUCAUACAGUUGCCCAUAAAGAGCGUCCUAAGGGAGACGCAGGGCGACGACUAA